Odontomachus brunneus is the source of this 946-nucleotide messenger RNA. It is a transcript of the gene ksh, whose product is annotated as protein kish-A. The coding region runs from base 166 to 390 and encodes 74 amino acids. Gene Ontology annotation, biological process: intracellular transport; protein secretion. The record is from RefSeq and is a predicted model, not a curated record. The transcript has 3 exons. NCBI's taxonomy places the organism in Eukaryota, Metazoa, Arthropoda, Insecta, Hymenoptera, Formicidae.
CUGGAAGUGAAUUUCGGAACGCAGCCACAGAAAGUGCAGUUGAGAAGAACUAACUUAUUAGGUUGACAACUGUGUAUCAGCGUUGUCACACAGAUGAAGUUUGUUUGUCAUUGAAAUUUUCUACGAUUCUUCAAGUUUAUCAAAUUAUUUACGUGAUUUGACGUUAUGUCUGCCAUUUUCAAUUUUCAGAGUCUGCUUACAGUAAUAUUAUUACUGAUAUGUACUUGCACCUAUAUCCGAUCGCUAGUACCUAAUUUAUUUGAUAAACGAUUAGGAAAGGUUGGAUUUCAAGGUACUUUCUGGAAAUGUGCUAGGAUUGGUGAAAGAAAAAGCCCAUAUGUGGCCUUUUGCUGUGUAUUUAUGGCCUUUAGCAUUUUAUUUUGGUCGUAACAUUCCUACAAUAUUUCAGCCACUUAACUGAAAUACAUUAUGAUACGUUAUGGAUAUAUCAAUUAAUCUCGUAAUAUUUAUAAUGUACAAAGGGCAGAGGUGAGAAUAAAAAGCAAUUUUGAUAUUCAUCGAACGACAAACCUCUAUAUUUGUCGCUUUUUGGUAAUACAUAAAAAUACACUCGUUUAAGCUAGACUUAAAGUCAAAACGAACGUCAUUGCUCUAAAUGCACAAUAUCGUUUUUUUUCUCUUAUUUGUCAACACGUUGUUUCAUUUUUUCCAAAGCUAUAUUAUCCAAUUUGAGCACAUUUUCUCAUUGUAUUCUCGUAAUAUAUUUUUUUCGUUCUAUAAACAACAACAUUCUUUUAAUAUAGUUAUUGUAGAGUUAUUAUAUUGAGCAUUUUGUGAUAUACAGAGUUCAUUAAAUAGGUACAUUUAACAUAUUUUUGCUCUGCGUGAGAUAUGCUACUGUCUCCGUAACAAUAAACCACGCGAUGUAACUAAGACUUGUACUUCACGCUCGAUGGACAUUACAGCAUUGUUUAAGAUAAUCGAA